This is a messenger RNA of Triplophysa rosa, 2785 nucleotides long. It is a transcript of the gene prkar2ab, whose product is annotated as protein kinase, cAMP-dependent, regulatory, type II, alpha, B. Bases 1 to 1227 code for a protein of 408 amino acids. Lineage: Eukaryota; Metazoa; Chordata; Actinopteri; Cypriniformes; Nemacheilidae. Gene Ontology annotation, biological process: regulation of protein phosphorylation. The record is from RefSeq and is a predicted model, not a curated record. Gene Ontology annotation, cellular component: cAMP-dependent protein kinase complex. The transcript is spliced from 11 exons. Gene Ontology annotation, molecular function: cAMP-dependent protein kinase regulator activity.
AUGAUACCGCGGCGCGCUCAUACACGCGCGCUCGCCUCGCGCUCUGAGCAUCGCGCCGGGUGUCGGGAUGAGUGCGGAGGUUCCGGCGGGUCUGACCGACCUGCUGAUGGGUUCGGUACUGCGGUUCGGUACUUCACGUGCCUGCGGGAACGGAGGAGCUCCGCGCGCGCCCCCGGGCGAUCUCCGGUGACCCGCGGCGACGCGUUUGACCGCGAUUCCACCGCGACAGACUCGAGCGAGGAAGAGGAGGAUGAAGACGAUUUCCCAGAGGACUUCACCUUUAAACCACCUCCGCCCAGUAAAUGUAACAGAAGAGUUUCAGUGUGUGCAGAAUCUUAUAAUCCAGAUGAUGAUGAUGGUGGUGUGAAGUCGAUGGUUGUUCAUCACAAAACUGAGGAGCAGCGCCGUCGACUUCAGGACACCUGCAGAGACAUUCUGCUCUUCAAAACUCUCCAGCAGGAUCAGUUUAGUGAGGUGUUGGACAGUAUGUUUGAGGUGCUGGUCAAACCUCACGAGUGCAUCAUCAGUCAAGGAGAUGACGGUCAUAACUUUUAUGUCAUCGAAAGGGGUGUGUUUGAUAUCGUGAUACAGAAGGAUGGAGUGAGUCGCUGUGUGGGUCAGUAUGAUAAUAAAGGCAGUUUUGGUGAACUCGCCCUCAUGUACAACACACCUCGAGCCGCUACCAUCAUCUCCACUCAGGACGGAGCGCUGUGGGCUUUGGACCGAGCCACAUUUCACACGCUCAUCGUGAAAAUGAAUGCCAAGAAGAGAAAGAUGUAUGAGCGUUUCAUUGAGAGUGUGCCGCUCCUCACAUCACUGCAGUUAUCAGAGCGAAUGAAACUUGUUGAUGUUUUGGGGAUGAAAUCUUUCAAAAUCAAUGAGCAGAUCAUAAAACAGGGUGAUAAAGCCGACUGCUUUUAUAUCGUGGAGUCCGGGGAAGUUAAAAUUAUGAUUCAAAGCAAAACGGCAGCGGGUCGGCGGGUGAAUGAGGAGGUGGAGAUCGCCCACUGCACUGCAGGACAAUAUUUCGGAGAGCUGGCGUUGGUCACAAAUAAACCCAGAGCUGCGUCUGUGUACGCGUCAGGAGAAACCAGAUGUUUAGUGAUUGAUGUGCAAGCGUUCGAGCGCCUGUUGGGUUCCUGUAAGGAGAUUUUGAAGAGGAACAUUUCUCACUAUGAACAACAGCUGGUGGCUCUCUUUGGUUCCAAUGAUGAUUUCAAACAUUAAUAAACCUGUAAAGCACUUACUACAAACAAACAUUACAAUUCACAACUAUAAUCACAAGCCUUAAACGUGACAUGAGUGUAAUAUAAAAAAAACGAAACGAAGAUUACCACCAUUAGAAACGGAUCUUGUUGCUUAAGAAAUGUGUUUAGAGAGUCGUGGCCUAAUGGUUAGAGAGUGGGACUCGUGACCAGAAGGUUGCCGGAUUGAUUCCCAGGGCCGGCGGGGUAACGACUGAGGUGCCCUUGAGCAAGGCACCUGACCCCUACUUGCUCCCCGGGCGCUGCAGUGAUAGCUGCCCACUGCUCCGGGUGUACGUGUGUUCACCACUUGCUGUGCGUGUGUUCACCACUCUCUGGAUGGGUUAAAUGCAGAGGUCACAUUUGGGGUAUGGGUCACCACAUCUGACAAAUAGGUCACUUCACUUCACUUCACUUACUAUAACUGAGAUCAACAUUUGACACUACAUUGCCAUUCACUGGCAUUUAGCAAACAAACCAUUGCAUUUAGAUUGAUAGUUUUGGCCUUUUUAGUUUUUAUAGCUUUUUUAAUCACAUUUAUUUGUUUUGCUUGGUCAUGGCUGACUAAAAUCUUAAAACUAAUUUAAAAAAGAUCAACAGUAGAGCUUCACACUGACCCUCUAGUGGUGUUCUGUUCUUAAAUGUGAUGACUUGAUUGGAAAAAACUUUAAAGGAGCAGUAUAGUAUCAUGACCUUACUGGCGAACUAAAGUUGGUUUAUUCACAACAACAAAAAAACAAUUCUUAACAGUGAAGUGUCUGAAAAAAAUAAAAAUACGAGUUUUUUACCAUUUGAGUUUGACAGAGAGUCUUAAAAACUGCAUUGGGGACAUGAAAAAAUGUCUGCAGUCCAUUAAAGAAAAGACCUUGAAUGUAACUUAAAUUAGUUGACGUUUAAUACAGUAAAAAAAAUGUAAACUGCUAACGAGCAUCGUUCAAUCAAUACUGAAGCCACAUUUUAAAAACUCUUCAUACAAUCUAUUACUGUUGGCCAAACAGUUCAUCUCACCUCCAAAACUCACUCCAACCAACAAUACACUUCAUAUAUGUUUUGCAAUAAGCUCAUUCCAACAUAAUACUGAAUGUAUUGAACAAUGCUUGUUAGCAGAUGAAAGUUUUUUUUAACUCAAUUCUCCAGUGCAAAUUUGUUUUUUUCAAGUGAUAGGCUAUGAGAGACCAAUUUUCUUUUAUUGCACUUAUGCUUUUUGCUGUCCUUAUGUUGUUCCAAUUGCUUCCAUUGUUUCCCUCAUCUGCGAGUCGCUUUGGAUAAAAGCGUCUGCUAAAUGACUAAAUGUAAAAUGUAAGUUACCAAAUUGUAGUAAUGACGCAUAUUUGCACCUCGUUAUCUUUCUGUGGCUUUAAUUCUAGUCCAGAUCAAGAUCUCAAACUCAAAAACAUCAAGAUUCUUGAUCCCUAAACACAAUUCACAUUUGUUUUUUAUUCCUCCGAAACAUCUUACCUCAUAGAUGUCUAUUGUGUUAGUACAUUACUAAACUUAGAGAACAGUAUUUACAUUUUUUAAAAGCAGGACAUUACUUGAUC